Exophiala dermatitidis NIH/UT8656 is the source of this 2003-nucleotide messenger RNA. RefSeq lists its product as uncharacterized. The transcript has a single exon. NCBI's taxonomy places the organism in Eukaryota, Fungi, Ascomycota, Eurotiomycetes, Chaetothyriales, Herpotrichiellaceae. The record is from RefSeq and is a predicted model, not a curated record. Gene Ontology annotation, cellular component: endomembrane system; membrane. Bases 637 to 1431 code for a protein of 264 amino acids.
CCAGUGGUACCUGGAUGCUACGUCAGUCGACCCAGAUCUCGGAUUCAAGUUCUCCAGGCUUCUAUGAUCUAAUUGAUACUUGGACACUUGUAUUCUCCGAGUCCUAAAUACCAAGGUAACAUGGCAGCGUUUGUACCUCGAUACUAUACCACUGCACAUACCUUAACCACACUCAACCCGGGAAGCCCUCUUUGUUUCGCGCUGUCUUACCAUCAUCUCAGUCCAUAGUGAUUGAUUGAUUGUGACAGAAAGAGGCCACUCCUUCAAUUGCUACUACUGGUGCCGGAACAGUUCUCAAAGUCUUUCCAAACACCACGCUGCACGCUAGACAAGCUAUAGAGAGCUACAUUGUACAGGUCCCUAGGCCUUCUUUGCUUACAAGCGAUAUAUUUUGUACCACCCAUUAUCCAUCUGGUUCUUUGAGCGACUUGAACCUCAGCAGCGACCUCAACCAUUACCUCCGAUUCAAGAAUAUCAGAUCUUGCACGGCGUUCGCAUCGCAUCACUUCACCAUUGCCUCGCAUCUUAGCCAGCUCGUUUCAUACUACAGCUUUCAAAUUGAACACGCACAAGCUUUCCAUAUCCUUAACACCCUCUCUUACUCAAUCUCAGCAUCACACACACGACAUCUCAACAAUGGCCUCGAAGGACACCAAUGCAAAACCAGCUUCAACACGCACAUCUACCUCCAAAGAAGUGGACAAAGACAUGAACACACUAAUCCAACACCACCCCCUCCACCACCACACCUCACCCUCGCGCAGCAUCUCCUUCCUAAUCCACUCAUUGGGCCUCUCGAGCUUCAGCUACUCAUUCCACUACCUGACCGCACACCCAAACCACAUCAACCAAGCCUACGGCUGGCACUUCCAAUACCUCACCAUCAUCGGCCUUGCCCUCGCAACAGCAACCUUCAUCCUGGGCCUUCUCGCAGACCUAACCCUAUCACGACGGAUAUUUGCCGCCAAAAACAUCGUGUCCAUGUGUUCGGCGCCCAUGGAAGUUCUGAUUACGGUCUUAUACUGGGGUUUACGGAUGAUUGAUCCGGAACUCGUGGUUCCCAAAGAACUCGAGCUGCCGUUCAGUGCGGACGCGAGUUUCCAUUUGGCACCUAGUGUGUUCUUGCUGUUGGAUUUGUUGUUGUUGAGUCCCCCCUGGACGAUUUCCAUUUUACCUGCUAUUGGUCUUAGUACGGUUAUUGCUCUGUUGUAUUGGUAUUGGAUCGAGAUGUGUUAUGCUGUUAAUGGGUUUUAUCCGUACCCUCUGUUUGCGUUGCUGGAUACGAGUCAGCGGGUGAUUUUGUUUGGGGGGUCGGCGCUGUUGAUGGCUGCUAAUACGGCGGUGUUGAAGUGGGUGCAUGGGAAGGUGAAUGGGAGGUUGGGCAGGAGGGGAGGGAUGGGUGGUGGUGAGAGGCCGGGGAGAGUUAGUUAAUGGUCUCUGGCCUGGCAUCCGAACCGAACAUAAGCUACACGCCGUGCUCAAGGGUUGCGGCGAAAGGAGAGGAACUUAGAGUGGAACAGAUAGUGAACCAAAUACUAUACUACUGAACCUGUGCUAGCGGAGAGCAUUGCAAGAUCACAACACAAGCGACAUACUAUGGAGAGUAUCUACCCUGGACCAGAACCUAUCUCAACGAGCCGAAUCAAUACAUGAAAAAAAGCCUAUCGUGCGGUUAGGGUGAUGGGAUCGUGGUGCGAGAGAACUACGACUAGCGAGUCCAGGUUGAGUUCUGCCUCAAAAGGUCAUGGGGGGCCUAUCCCAACCUCCAAACUCGGUUUGAAUAGCUAAUACCCGUACGCAUGCUCCCAAAGACUCCUCACAGUGGCAAGAGAAACACACCAUACGAUUUACUCUUCCGAACCCCCGCCCAGUUCAGUUGGUCGGCUAUCAAGCCAAACACGAUGGACGAUAUCGAUCCCGAUUAUCGGCACAUAUAGGUGGUAGGUACCCAUAGACUCAGGGUCCUGGCUACCCUCAGGAAGAGAAGCUACACUUCCACCCCA